Ostertagia ostertagi is the source of this 486-nucleotide messenger RNA. The record is from the annotation of a GenBank genome assembly. NCBI's taxonomy places the organism in Eukaryota, Metazoa, Nematoda, Chromadorea, Rhabditida, Trichostrongylidae.
AUGAAAACUGCUCUACUGGCUGCGGAAGAUAAAAAUCCCUAUCCAGGAAAGGAGUACAGGCGAGAAGAUACGAUAUCACUAAAGAUAUUCACGGCUGCAUUACAGAAUCCGAUGUCAAACCUUAAUUGGGAAGACAAAGGAUACCUCAUCAAUAAGAAAAUGUUGCCAGCAAUGUGUUAUGCCACUGAAACAUGGCCUGAGAACAAGACGAUAGCCAAAGCCAUGCAAACAAUACAUCGUGGGCUAGAAAGAAGUUUCCUGAAAACUGCCCCCGGUCGGACGCGCAGUGCAACGGAGACCGGCAUUCGAGCCAAUUGUCUAUUUCUUUCUGCUUCAUUUGUGCCAUACAAUGAGUCCGCACGAGAGUGUGAGGAUCAGGCAAAUCACGGCGAGAAAAACCCGUCAGAUGCAGAAGGGAAUGCGGGUGCCAGUAUCUCAGCGGCACUAUUAGCUAAUUUCAAGACCGGUAUAAUCCGUACCGAGUUA